AUGAUCGUCCAUGUACAGUCUGCCCGACCAAUCUUUCUAGACCGGGGGAUGUUCUUACUCCUAGUUUUGGCUUCCCUAGCUCUCCGUUUAACGGAAGCAAUAGAUACCAUCAAAUCAGAAACUAUCCACCUAUCUAACGAGCAUGAGACGACGUUCUCCACUUCAAAUUUCAUCGGAAUCAACUCCGAGACCGAUGGAUCUGAUGGAACUGAAAAUGGCACAUACGUUGUGACCCUUGAAUCAAAUCGCAUAUCAAUGGACACAGGUAUCGCUACGGGCACAAUUAGCAUAGGAGAAAGUACGAGCAACCCAUUAAUUUCUUCGCUACAAGAUUCCACUGCUAAUGUGGAAGAAGGAAUCCAGAAGAUGUCAUACGACAAUGACACGGCUGGCUUUCCAGAAGACAUGCCCGAAAAUUCGACGGACGAGUGCCGGUUCAUGUCGUUCGAGGAGUGGAAAAAGCAAAAGGAAGAGGAAGCUCUGUAUCUCGAACUAUCGCAAUCUGUCACUGAAACACGCCUGUCUAUGCCCAAUGACUUGGAACUUAGAACACAAACAGAGAAAGCAGAAGAAUCGAAAGCAGAAGAAGUUGACCAGCGGAAAAUUUACAAAGACAAAUUCAAUUACGCUUCGGUGGAUUGUGCAGCCACCAUCGUCGAGACAAAUCGUGAUGCCAAAGGAGCUCUGGCCAUUCUUACGGAGGUAAAAGACUCAUAUCUUCUCAAUAAGUGCUCAACAUCCAACAAGUUUGUUGUGAUUGAGCUCUGCCAGGAUAUCUUAGUUACCUCUGUAGUCAUGGGCAACUUUGAACUCUUUAGUUCAAUGUUCAAAUCAUUGCGGUUUUCUGUAUCUGACAGGUUCCCUGUCACUAGCGGUUGGAGAGAAUUAGGAGAAUUCGAAGCCCAAAAUGUCCGUGACGUUCAAGUAUUCCCCAUUGAAAAUCCUCUCAUCUGGGCCCGCUAUUUGAAAAUCGAGAUCCAAAGUCAUUACGGCGAUGAGUUCUAUUGUCCAAUUUCCAUCGUCAGAGUUCACGGCACUACGAUGAUGGAAGAAUUCAAAGACACAGAACAAUCUUCAGAAAAAGACGAGAAGCAACACUUAGCUCCAAAGAAAACUAUUGUUGCUGAGAACUUCCUCAAUUACACUACAGACCUCGACACUAUGGAUGAUUGUCGUGUAGUCCUCCCGUAUUUGGCACUAAACGAGUUUUUGAAGGAUCAAAACUCAACCGAUGGCUUGUGCGAAGCUCCUCUCUACUCCAACGAAGAAUCAACUUCCGUUGCUGAGGCUAGCGCAACAAAGACAACGCAAGAGUCUCUUUUCCGAAAUAUUGUCAAACGCUUGACGUUGUUGGAAUCCAAUGCAUCCCUUUCUCUUUUGUACGUAGAAGAGCAGAGCAAAUUACUAUCUGAUGCUUUUACUACGAUGGAGAGACGGCAGUCUUCCCGGCUCGAAAAUGUCCUUUCGAGACUUAACCAAUCCUUUGUGGCGCAAGUUCAUUAUUUGCACGAGAACUUAGCGCAAAUCAAACAAGAGUCAAUCUUGACUAUUGAAAAUCUGCAGACUUGGAUAAACACCGCCAUUGAUGGGUUGGAUGUCAGAACAUCACAGUUUACUCGUGAGUUACGAUUUCAGAGGAAAAUCAUCAUCAUUGACACAUUGAUCAUAUUGUUAUUAGUUGCGUAUGUGAUCAUGUCGCGAGAACUUUUCUUCACAGAGGAUGCAAACCUAAUAGAUUCUACUGGGUCGAAGUCAACCCCCAGACUUAAGCAGUUCCCGGUACAUGGGCAAAAACGAAAGCAUCGCAGCAAGAAGAGAAGCAGCAAGUUCCUGUGA
Clavispora lusitaniae ATCC 42720 is the source of this 1836-nucleotide messenger RNA. RefSeq lists its product as uncharacterized. Gene Ontology annotation, cellular component: cytoplasm; membrane. Gene Ontology annotation, biological process: protein folding in endoplasmic reticulum. NCBI's taxonomy places the organism in Eukaryota, Fungi, Ascomycota, Pichiomycetes, Serinales, Metschnikowiaceae. The record is from RefSeq and is a predicted model, not a curated record.